GUUUCCUUUCAUCUCAUGCUGCUCAGAAUAGACGAAUCACGUGACAUUCACCUAUUUCCCUCAUUACAUAUAAACGAUGCCUCAAAGAAUGUUGUCAGACUCUUCCAUCCAUCUCCAAAAGAAGGGGCAUCCAGCAAGAUGCUAGGAAGAGGAACGCUCGCGUUUCUGGUCACCGUUUUUGCAGCGGCACUUGUCGUUGAUGGCAAGAUUUACGACAGAUGCGCUCUUGCCAGCGAGCUGCGCUGGAAGUACAAUUUUCCCAAGCAUGAAAUUGCCGACUGGGUGUGCAUCGCUCAACAUGAAAGCAGCUUUAACACUGCUGCACUUGGCAGACCCAACUACGACGGAAGCCGGGACCAUGGCUUAUUUCAGAUCAACGACCGCUACUGGUGCAGCCCUCCUGGACCACACAAUGACUGCGGGAUCAAUUGUGCUGCAUUGAGAGAUGACAACCUCGCAGACGAUGCUAAAUGCAUUCGCAAGAUUUACGGCAGGCACGGUUUCAGUGCUUGGGUUGCAUGGAAAAACAGGUGCCGCGGCAAGAACCUAAGCGGAUACGUUGCAGGUUGCAAGAUUUAACCACUUCCACACUCUUGGAUGCCUCUGUGAAGCUUCUUAUCUUGGGUGCAUUGUAGCGGUACCUACAAUUGCAAAUAUAAAUGAUGUGAACAGCAACA
Messenger RNA from Ornithodoros turicata, 677 nucleotides. RefSeq names its product lysozyme-like. Gene Ontology annotation, molecular function: lysozyme activity. The record is from RefSeq and is a predicted model, not a curated record. NCBI's taxonomy places the organism in Eukaryota, Metazoa, Arthropoda, Arachnida, Ixodida, Argasidae. The transcript has 6 exons. Bases 16 to 579 code for a protein of 187 amino acids.